Cydia strobilella is the source of this 2893-nucleotide messenger RNA. RefSeq names its product zinc finger protein 271-like. NCBI's taxonomy places the organism in Eukaryota, Metazoa, Arthropoda, Insecta, Lepidoptera, Tortricidae. The transcript has 2 exons. The coding region runs from base 27 to 2483 and encodes 818 amino acids. The record is from RefSeq and is a predicted model, not a curated record. Gene Ontology annotation, molecular function: DNA-binding transcription factor activity, RNA polymerase II-specific; RNA polymerase II transcription regulatory region sequence-specific DNA binding. Gene Ontology annotation, biological process: regulation of transcription by RNA polymerase II.
CAGUUUUCGCCAGUGUGAAGAAUAACAUGUCACUAGAAGCAAUACCUGUAAAAAUGGAGAUUGAAGAGGACUAUGUGAAAAAGGAACCCGCUGAAGGGUUUUCAGAGGACUUCGAAAAGGAGUUUAAUGUAAAAGAAGUGGUCAAUGAUAUUGAUAGGUCAAAGGAGAAGGAUAUUUUAGAUGUAAAAGAUGAGGAAAUAUGUCCAAAUGAGGAGCCCGCAAUAGUCAAAGAGGUAGUAGGUAAUAUUGUAGAGAAUAUUAAAAAGGAGGAUAGUGUAAAGGAACUUGAGAUACCAAGGGAUGUAGAGGCAGAAGAUAAGUGCUCAAAUGAGGAGCCUGAAACAGUAGAGGAGUUAGUAAAGGACAUAAAAGAGGAGGUAUGUGUAAAGGAAGUCUCCAACGAGAGUCAAAGGGAUUUAGAAAAGGAGAACUGUGCAAAUGAGGAGCAGUGUGUAAAAGAGGAGACAGAGGAGAUUGCAGACUCUGGUGAUUUAUAUGAAGACGUGCUCCGAGCUUUGAUGGACCCGAAUUUGGCGAAGGAUGAGAUUGAGCCAGAAUCUGUGCUCCAGGCCAUGAUGGUCUCUGCUGUUCAAGAUUGCUGUAACAGGGCUUGCUCGGUCCGCCUGGAGCGCCUUAUCGUGAACGAGAGGCGGCGCACCUGCCGCGUCGGGCGCCGUGUGUACAAGCUCGGACCACUCGACUAUACCUCAAGUGUCGGCUACUACCAGCUGCGACGUAUCAGACCGAAACAUUUAUCCGACUCAUACCAACUACGAACCACGUUCAAGCGACCUAAACUUAACAGAAUGUUAAAUAUAAAUACUGCUGUAAAGUAUGAAUGUAACGACUGUGGGAGGGGUUUCAAAAGUAAGUCUGUUUUAACAAAACAUAUACACACUCAUUCCCGACAUGUACGUAACUCAGCUGGAAAAUUUGUCUGUGAUUUCUGCGGUUCUUUAUUCGAAAAUAAAUUACUUGUGUUAGAGCAUGAGAAAAAUGUACAUGGCGUUGUCAGUUUCAUGUGUUCUGAAUGUGAGUUUACAACGGAAAACAAGAAAAGUUUGCAAGCACAUUUAAAUAGUCACUCUGUAAAUGGUGUGUUCCAUUGUCGGCAAUGUAGGUACAAAACUCCACGUAUAGCCAGUUUCCGCAUACAUCUAACAAUACACAGUAGCGAGAAACCUUACUCAUGUGAUAAAUGCGAUUUUAAAUGCAAACGGAAAUAUUUUAUGCAACAACACCAGGUCGUACACACGAAUGAGAAACUAUAUAGCUGUAACAUUUGUAACUACAAGGGUAAAAGACAAAGAGACUUACAAAGUCACCGUAUUGUACACACCGGUAAGAAACGAUUUGAGUGUAACGAUUGUGAGUACAAAUCUUUUACAAAGAGUGACUUACGUAAACAUGUUAUGAUCCACACUGGACAGAAGCCCUAUGAGUGCACCCACUGCGACUAUAAGUCUAGUCGCAAGACAUCCUUACGACUUCACCAAAUGAUACACUCCAACGAUAAGCCUCUUUACUGCAACAAAUGUAACUACAAGUGUAAAAGGAAAACAGACUUACUAAAACACGAAUUGACACACUUAAAUAAUAAUCCCGUUAAAUGUAGUCACUGUGAUUUCACGUGCAGGCAGAAAAUUAAAUUAAAAAUACACGAGAUGAAACACACCGGUGACAAACCAUUUGAAUGUAGCCGUUGUAACUACAAGGGUUAUCGGAAACAAGACUUACAACUUCACGAGAGAAUACACAAGAUUGAUAAAGACGUUAAGCCCUAUAAAUGCCGCUACUGCGAUUACGUGACCAAUACAAAAAGUACCUUUCAAUAUCACGAAAUGAGGCACACCGGUGAAAAACCAUUUAAAUGCAACAUUUGCGACUACAAAUGCAGUAGGAAAGCGGGUAUCAAAGAACAUCAGAAAGUACAUUCAGACGAAAAGCCGUUCAAGUGUACGUAUUGUGAUUAUGCGUGUAAAGUAAAAAAAUCCCUGAGAAUCCACCUAAUGAUACACACGGGUAACAAACCCUAUGAAUGCGACUUUUGCGGCUACAAGGGUGCUAUACGAACAGAUAUGGAUAGACAUCUGCUGGUGCACACUGGGGAGAAACCCUUUCAGUGUAGUUUCUGUGAGUUCAAGUGUACGCGCAAAACUCAUCUGAAAAGUCACGAAAUGAGACACACUGGCGAGAAGCCUUAUCAAUGUGCCCUGUGUGAAUUUAGGUGUCGGCACAUAUCAGGUCUCCGAAAUCAUGUCUUGCAACACAUGGGAGAGAAACCCUUUCAAUGCAACGAGUGCGGGCACAAAACUCGCCGGAAAAUAGACUUGCAGAUUCAUAUGAGGAUACACCGCGCGGAGAAACCGUACGAAUGUGGCAUAUGUGGCUAUAGGGCGAGAAGGGCGGCAGAUGUGAACAUUCACAUGAAGAGACACAAUACAUUUGACAUGGAAGAGGAUCCCUUAGAAGGCUUAGAGUAAUAAAGAGUUACAGUAUUUUAUAAAUAGGUCAUCCACUCUGAACUAAAAGCAAACGCUGCUCUAUCGAUGAAAUUAUUGUUGAAAAAAAACGCUUGUGUACGGAAUCGUCCCUAUGACGGAUUUGGCCGCAUUGACCACACUUGUAUUUUUUUUAAUUGAUAAAAUGAUAAACUAAUUUUGUAUUAAAGGCAUUAUGCCAUUGAGAUUAUCUUUUUGACAUACAUGAAUAGCAGUUGCAUAUUUAAGUUAAUAGAAAAGUAGUGGUUUAUUUUUACUAUUAUCAAAUACUCUAAGAACUAAUUAAAUUACUUUCUUAUGAAAAUAUUCUAAUUUGCGUUUUUACAAGUAGUCACACUACUAUUUAAACUAUAAACGAAAUAAAUAUCAUCCCAGGUAGCAAAGUGACGUCA